AUGCAGGAGGAGAAGGUCCAUCUCACCUGCGAAGAGACGUAUCCGUCUUGUGGCCAUUGUGUCAAAAUGGGGUUGAAGUGCGAAUAUCCAAAUGCUCCAACGAUUGUACCCCAGCCACAAAACCAAGUGCCGCUGUUCAGUCUACAAGACAUGCGGUUCUUCCAGCACUUCCUGCUGCAAUGCUACCCUCACCACCCUAUAGGCAACGAAAAUAUUUGGACUCAUGAGGUGCCGUGCUUAUCUCAAAGUAACGGAUUCCUCAUGCACGCGAUCCUGGGCAUGGCGGCCUGCGAUCUUAUGAGCGCGGACCCGAGCCUCCUGGCCUUCGCCAUGGCGCACCGCGUCAAGGCGAUACAGGCCAUCAAAAAGUCCCUUGCCGAGCUGCCAAAGCAGCGGGGCACGACGUCGGAGCACGCCAACGCUCUGAUUGCGACGUGCUUCGCGCUCACGUUCCAGUCCGUGACGUUUGAGGACGGCAUGGCCGAGUACAUGACCUUUAUCCGCGGGAUCCUAAUCAUCGGCACGCAGAUGUACAUCAAGGGCAUCAAACCCAUCUUUAUAAACUUGAUGGGGCAAGAUUCUAGCGCGGUCCUGGAGCCCAAGAUGGCGGAUCUGCCGCUGAUUCGGAGCGAGUGGGCGGACGGUGCCGUCGAGGCGAUCGGGGGGUUGAGGGGCCUGUGUCGGGACGUGGUGGAGAUUGAGUAUUUUGAUCUCCUCCUGGAGAUGGCGACGAAACUGCACACUUCAGGACACGCCGAAAUAGCGUAUCAGGAUCUUUCGAAACAUUACGGUUGGUGGAUCCAGCUACCGCACGAAAAGUUCCAGCGCGUCAUCGACAUGACCUCGCAGACGAUGGUGCUUCUGGCCAGUCACUGGAUUGCGCUGAAGCAGAUCAUGGCCACCGUGACCAAUGCCGAGCACGAGUGUCGCGAGAAGGCGCCGUCGAAGGAGAAUGCUGUGGGUAUGGGCAUUGUACGCUGGCUGGGGCACCUCAACCGGCAGGUCGACCAUGAGCAUUUGGUGUAUAAUCAGUGGCCCUUGUGGGUAGAGGAGCAGCUGAACCGGGAUUUGACUUUUUUUGGCAAGAGAUUUUGA
Messenger RNA from Colletotrichum orchidophilum, 1095 nucleotides. RefSeq names its product C6 zinc finger protein. The record is from RefSeq and is a predicted model, not a curated record. Gene Ontology annotation, biological process: regulation of transcription by RNA polymerase II. NCBI's taxonomy places the organism in Eukaryota, Fungi, Ascomycota, Sordariomycetes, Glomerellales, Glomerellaceae. Bases 1 to 1095 code for a protein of 364 amino acids. The transcript has 5 exons. Gene Ontology annotation, molecular function: DNA-binding transcription activator activity, RNA polymerase II-specific; zinc ion binding.